AUGGAGAACUCCUUUCUCUACUCCCCAGCAGAUGUGCUGGAUCAUUUCAAUGUCUCUGAAAAUUCAGGACUAUCGCAAGAUGCUGUGCUAAAAUCCAGACAGAAGCACGGUCCCAAUGCUCUGGCCGAGGAACCCCCGACACCUCUUUGGGAAUUGAUUCUGGAACAGUUCAAGGAUCAGCUGGUCCUUAUUCUACUGGGAUCUGCUGCUGUAUCGUUUGUUUUGGCUCUCUUUGAAGAAGGCGAGGAUUGGACUGCCUUUGUCGACCCCGCUGUGAUUCUUACUAUCCUCAUCCUCAAUGCGGUUGUCGGUGUGACUCAGGAAAGCAGUGCCGAGAAGGCCAUUGCUGCGCUCCAGGAAUACUCGGCCAAUGAAGCCAAGGUUGUUCGUAGUGGAAAGGCACAGCGUGUCAAGGCUGAGGAUCUGGUUCCUGGUGAUGUGAUUCAAAUCGCCGUGGGUGAUCGUGUCCCUGCCGACUGCCGUCUUCUGUCUAUCCACAGCAACAGCUUCCGCGUUGACCAGGCCAUCCUGACUGGUGAAAGCGAAAGUGUUAGCAAGGAUACUCAGGUUGUCAAGGACCGUCAAGCUGUCAAGCAGGAUCAGAUCAACAUGCUCUUCUCCGGUACCACCGUCGUCAAUGGCCAUGCAACUGCUCUGGUUGUUUUGACUGGUGGCUCGACUGCCAUUGGUGAUAUCCACGACAGUAUCACUUCUCAGAUCUCGGAGCCAACCCCAUUGAAGCAGAAGCUGAACGACUUCGGUGAUAUGCUGGCCAAGGUUAUCACCGUUAUUUGCGUUCUCGUCUGGCUGAUCAACAUCGAACACUUCAACGACCCCGCCUUCGGCGGCUCCUGGACCAAGGGUGCGAUUUACUACUUGAAGAUUGCAGUUUCUCUCGGUGUGGCAGCUAUUCCCGAGGGUCUUGCUGUCGUCAUCACCACCUGCCUGGCUCUGGGAACUCGCAAGAUGGCCCAGAAGAACGCCGUUGUCCGAUCCCUGCCUUCCGUGGAGACCCUUGGAAGCUGCAGUGUUAUCUGCUCUGACAAGACUGGAACCCUGACCACCAACCAGAUGAGCGUGGAGAAGAUCGUUUACCUGACUAGCACUGGCGAUGCCCUCGAGGAGAUUGACAUCGAAGGCACUACAUUUGCUCCCGAGGGUAAGCUCACCCGUAACGGUAAGGUUGUUGAGAACUUGGCUGUCACUUCGUCUACUGUCCGCCAGCUCACCGAAGUUACCGCUAUCUGUAACGCUGCUACGCUUUCUCACGAUGCCAAGACUGGCGUGUUCUCCAACAUUGGUGAACCCACCGAGGCCGCUCUGCGUGCAUUGACCGAGAAGAUUGGUACCAAUGACGCUGCCGAGAACGAGAAGCUUUUCCGCCUGCCCGCAUCUGAGAGACUUCACCUUGCAAGCGCUCAUUAUGAAUCCCGUCUUCCCCUCCAGGCCACUUACGAAUUCUCCCGUGACCGCAAGAGCAUGUCUGUUCUUGUCGGAAAGGGCAAGGAGCAGAAGCUCUUGGUUAAGGGCGCCCCCGAAUCUAUCCUGGAGCGCUGCUCUCACGUUUUGCAAGGCUCCGAAGGAACCCGCGUGCCCCUGAGCAAGAAGCACGUCAAGCUGCUCUCUGAAGAGGUCGUCGAAUAUGGUAACCGUGGUCUUCGGGUCAUGGCCAUCGCCGCCGUGCACGAUAUUUCUGGAAACAAGCUACUGAAGAACGCAUCAUCUACUGAGGAUUACACCAAGAUUGAGCAGAACAUGACUCUGAUUGGCCUCGUCGGUAUGCUGGAUCCCCCUCGCCCUGAAGUUGCUGCAUCGAUCAAGAAGUGCCAGGAUGCCGGUAUUCGUGUCAUUGUCAUCACUGGUGAUAACCGUCACACCGCUGAGUCUAUCUGUCGUCAAAUUGGUGUGUUUGGACCUAACGAGGACCUCACUGGCAAGAGCUUCACUGGCCGUGAGUUUGACGACUUGAGUGAAAGCGAACAGCUCCAGGCUGUCCAGACUGCCUCUUUGUUCUCCCGUACCGAGCCUACCCACAAGUCCAAGCUGGUUGAUCUGCUUCAGUCCCUGAACCACGUCGUAGCCAUGACCGGUGACGGUGUCAACGAUGCUCCCGCGCUCAAGAAGUCUGAUAUUGGUGUUGCCAUGGGUACCGGUACUGACGUGGCCAAGCUCGCUGCCGACAUGGUUCUAGCAGAUGACAACUUUGCCACCAUCACUGUCGCUGUUGAGGAAGGUCGCUCUAUCUACAGUAACACUCAGCAAUUUAUCCGGUAUUUGAUCUCGUCCAACAUUGGUGAGGUUGUCUCUAUCUUCCUGACUGCGGCCUUGGGCAUGCCCGAGGCUCUGGUUCCUGUCCAGCUUCUGUGGGUCAACCUUGUUACCGAUGGUCUUCCCGCUACUGCUCUCUCCUUCAACCCUCCUGACCAUGAUGUCAUGAGACGUCCUCCUCGUCGCCGUGAUGAGGCCCUUGUUGGUGGCUGGCUCUUGUUCCGUUACAUGGUUAUUGGUAUCUAUGUCGGUACUGCUACUGUCUUUGGUUAUGUCUGGUGGUUCCUGUACAACCCCGAGGGUCCUCAAAUUACCUUCUGGCAACUGAGCCACUUCCACCGUUGCUCCACCCAGUUCCCUGAGAUUGGCUGUGAGAUGUUCAGCAACGACAUGGGCAAGUCUGCUUCGACUGUGUCUCUUUCCAUCCUGGUGGUUAUUGAGAUGCUGAACGCGAUGAACGCUCUGUCAUCCAGCGAGUCCCUCUUCACUUUCUUCCUCCACAACAACCCGAUGCUUGUGUAUGCGAUUACUUUGUCCAUGGCUCUGCACUUUGCCAUCCUCUAUAUUCCAUUCCUCCAGACACUGUUCGCCAUUCUCCCUCUGAACUGGAUUGAAUGGCAAGCCGUUCUAGCCAUCAGCGCGCCCGUGAUCUUGAUCGACGAAAUUCUCAAGUUCGCCGAGCGUCGUCUGUACAAUACUCACGUUUCCACUGCCCAAGUUGCCCAGAACGGUGCUGCGGGUAAGCCAAAGCGAGCGUAG
Penicillium malachiteum is the source of this 3027-nucleotide messenger RNA. RefSeq names its product calcium-transporting ATPase. The record is from RefSeq and is a predicted model, not a curated record. Bases 1 to 3027 code for a protein of 1008 amino acids. Gene Ontology annotation, cellular component: membrane. Gene Ontology annotation, biological process: calcium ion transmembrane transport; intracellular calcium ion homeostasis. The transcript is spliced from 5 exons. Gene Ontology annotation, molecular function: ATP hydrolysis activity; P-type calcium transporter activity; ATP binding. NCBI's taxonomy places the organism in Eukaryota, Fungi, Ascomycota, Eurotiomycetes, Eurotiales, Aspergillaceae.